This is a messenger RNA of Myxozyma melibiosi, 711 nucleotides long. Its product is annotated as peroxisomal biogenesis factor 11. The transcript has a single exon. Gene Ontology annotation, biological process: peroxisome fission. Lineage: Eukaryota; Fungi; Ascomycota; Lipomycetes; Lipomycetales; Lipomycetaceae. The record is from RefSeq and is a predicted model, not a curated record. The coding region runs from base 1 to 711 and encodes 236 amino acids. Gene Ontology annotation, cellular component: peroxisomal membrane.
AUGGUCGCCGACGCUGUAGUCUACCACCCCUCCCUCGCCCACUUGCUGCGCUUCUUCGACACCACCAUCGGCCGCGACAAGCUGAUGCGUCUGGUGCAGUACUUUGCCCGCUUCUACGCCGCCUUCCUCAUCCGCUCCGCCGACGCAGGCAAAAUCAAAGACGCAGACAAAUGGCGCUCGCUCAUGUCCCUCUUCUCCACCUCCCGCAAGAUCAUCCGCGUCGGAAAACCCCUGCAGCACCUCAAAGCCGCCGCGACCGCGUACGAUAACAAGACCGCCGACGCGUUCCUGCGCUACGCCGCCGUCGGCCGCCAGCUCUGCUACGCCGCCUAUCUCACCUUCGACACCGCCAUCCUCGCGCACUCGACAAAGCUCAUCACGCUCCGCAACCCGCAGCUCACGCAGAAGCUCUACUACCGCCUCUGGCUCGCCGGCAUCACCUUCUCGGUCGCGUCCGGCGUCUACAAGCACGUCGGCCUCAACCAGCGCGAGGCCGUUCUCUCCAACGCGGCAGAGAAGGACAUCGUCGCCGUCAAGAAGGUCCGCGCUGAGAAGAAGAAGACGUCGACGCAGUUCGCGCUCGAUGUGCUCGACAGCACGAUCCCGAUCAGCGGCCUUGCGCUGCUGCCAAUAGACGACGGAACCGUUGGUCUCGCGGGUAUGCUGUCUAGUGUCAUUGGUGCGGCCGAGCAGUGGAAGGUCACCGCUUGA